AUGGAAAAUGGAGGUGGUGGAGGAUAUGAAGGGAGUUUGGCGGAUAAGUUUUCUGGCUUGGCUGUGAUUAGUAGUGAUGUCAACAACAACAAGGAUGGGUUGUUUCAGGUCAUGAAAGCAGUCGAAGCCGCGGAGGUCACAAUCAAACAACAG
Messenger RNA from Ilex paraguariensis (yerba mate), 153 nucleotides. NCBI's taxonomy places the organism in Eukaryota, Viridiplantae, Streptophyta, Magnoliopsida, Aquifoliales, Aquifoliaceae. The record is from the annotation of a GenBank genome assembly.